This is a messenger RNA of Sinocyclocheilus rhinocerous, 3266 nucleotides long. RefSeq names its product neurofilament heavy polypeptide-like. Gene Ontology annotation, cellular component: sarcoplasmic reticulum; membrane. The transcript is spliced from 30 exons. The coding region runs from base 324 to 3164 and encodes 946 amino acids. The record is from RefSeq and is a predicted model, not a curated record. NCBI's taxonomy places the organism in Eukaryota, Metazoa, Chordata, Actinopteri, Cypriniformes, Cyprinidae. Gene Ontology annotation, molecular function: signaling receptor binding.
CUGACCCACACACAUCAUGGGCUGGUAACAAACAUAAGGACAUCCUAGGGCUUGAUUUGCUCUUUUGACAGCCUAGCCUUGUUUUUUCCCUUCCUGCUGGUACUUGGUCCCCAGCUGGAAGUGUAUAGUUUUUUUUCCUAUGCCACUUUAAGCAACAGGUGACUUAUUUUUUUCCCUUCCUUGUAGGGGGCCCUGGCCCAAGCGCAAGUUUUAUUGGGACUCUAACAGGAAAGGCACAGAAAGACACUGUGGUGCUUUUGAUUGGAAAACUAUUCCGGACCGGGGAAUUGACUCUUGAGAUUGUGCUUUCAGCCUGUUAGUGCAUGAGAGAGAUGGAAGCACGGUCCUCCACCACCAUGACUACCAUAGUCGAGACCAAGAAUGACGUGAGCGCACAUCCCACACGUUCAUCCAAACGCACCUUAACGGAUGACCUUCACAUCACGUUCAGCUCCCCUGUGGCCUGGAUCCUCGUGCUGGCUCUCGUUGUAACCUGGUCGGCCGUGGCCGUCAUUAUGUUUGACCUGCUCGACAGCAAGGAUCUUGAAGGACCUCAGCCACACCGUGUCAGGAAAACAUUAAAGGAAGCAGGCAGCCUUAGAGGAGGUAUUCAGCACAUCAGCCCUGAUCCCAUGAAGGCGGUGAGUGAAGCCAUGGACGACUCUGCCGAUUGGAUAACGUCAACCUUGAGUUUUAUGACUAAUUUGCUAGCACCGGAAGAGGAGGAAGCGGAAGGUGAGCGUCAUUUUGUGAGGAAAAAAGGAGAAUUCUUGCCACCGAGGAAAAAAGUUGCAGAGAUAUGGGCCAAGGAGAUGUUAGAAGAGGAAGGGGAGUAUGAGGAGGAAGAUGAAGAUGAGGUGCUUGCUGAUGAAGAGGAGGAGGAGGAGGAAGAAGAAGAAGAGGAGGAGGAUGAAGAAGAAGAAGAAGAGGAAGAAGAAAGUGAUGAGGAGAUCAAAGAGGAGGAAGAAGAGGAGGAUGGAGAAGAAGAGGAGGAGGAAUUAGCGAAGGAAGCGGUGGUGGAGGAAGAGGGAAAAGAAGAGGAGGAAGCUGAUGCUGAGGAAGAAAAGGAAGAUGAAGAGGAGGAAGCAGCAGCAGAAGCUGUGCAGAAGGAGGAAAAAGAAAAAAAGGAAGAGGAAGCUGAUGCUGAUGCUGAGGAAGAAAAGGAAGAUGAAGAGGAGGAAGCAGAAGCUGUGCAGAAGGAGGAGGAAAAAGAAAAGGAGGAAGAGGAAGCUGAUGCUGAGGAGGAAGAGGAACAUGAAGAGGAGGAAGCAGAAGCUGUGCAGAAGGAGGAGGAAAAAGAAAAGGAAGAAGAGGAAGCUGAUGCUGAGGAGGAACAUGAAGAGGAAGCUGAGGAAAAGGAAAAGGAGGAAGCUGAUGCUGAGGAAGAAAAGGAAGAUGAAGAGGAGGAAGCAGAAGCUGUGCAGAAGGAGGAGGAAAAAGAAAAGGAGGAAGAGGAAGCUGAUGCUGAGGAGGAAGAGGAACAUGAAGAGGAGGAAGCAGAAGCUGUGCAGAAGGAGGAGGAAAAAGAAAAGGAAGAAGAGGAAGCUGAUGCUGAGGAGGAACAUGAAGAGGAAGCUGCUGCUGCUCCUGCUGUCGAAAAGAAAGAUACUUCGAUCCCUGCUGAACCUGAUGAGGAGAAAGAAGAAACUGCAGAACAAGUCACUCCUAAAGAAACCGAGGCAGCUGAUGAUGAGGAGGAGGGCAAAACUGAUGUAGAUAAAGAACCACCUGAGGAAGAAGAUGGAAAAGAAGAUACUCCUGCUGAUGGUAAAGAUGAUGACCAAAAAGAUGACCAAAGUGAGGAGAAAGAUGAUGACGGUGAGGUCCAAGAGGCUGAUAUCGCCAUUGCUCUUGGUAUUAUAGCUGAUGCUGGUGCUACAGUCACUGAUGUUGAAGUGCAAGAAACUGACAUAACAACCCUGAAAGAAGAGGAGAAAGAUGAAAAGGAUGAAAGCGCAGAGGAAGUGGAAAUUGCUGCAAAAGCACCAGAACCAGAACCGGUCCCUAAAGCGGCAGUCGAGGAACUGAAAGAAAAAGAAGCAGAGGAACCUGUGGCAGAGGCUGAAAAAGAAGGCAAACAAAAAGAGGCCUCUACCUGUCCUUGUAUGCAUUCAGUAAUACAUAAAGAGCCUCAAAAAGCCCAAGACACUAAACCAAAGGAAGAAAAAGCUGAACCUGAUAAAGUAAAGAAAAGAGAAGCUGAGACUAAGAGAAGGGAACCCCUGCUUAAACAGAAAAAAGAAAAAGAGUCUCCAGUAAGAACAAGACUAGAGAAAGCAAAGAAAGCUCCAAAAGCAAAGACAGUGGAUGUCAACAUACACAAAAAGAGAAGAUCUCGAGCCUCAGAGGUUGUGGAAGUGUCAGCUGCUCCAGCUCCGAUACAGGAUCUUCCUAUGUGCCGACCAACACCUGUGUACUGCCCAGUGCCCCCUGGCUGGUAUGUGCAUCAUAUAGUUACAAGUAGCCCAUUACCACCAUCGGCUAUUCCAGAAUCAGAAGUUCCGAUUUUAACAACUCGUCAAGCUCCUACUGUACUGAAAGAACCAGAAGCUGCUGUGGCAAAGCCAAAACAAGCCACUAAAAAGAAAGAACCAGCUGCGCCAAAAGAAAAAGCCAAAGUUCCUGCAAAGAAGGAGCCCACAGUUACUAAAGCCAAAGUAAAACCUUCAGUGGCAAAGAAAGAGCGAUUGAUCACUAAAGAAAAGGCUAAACCUACCUCUACUAAGAAAGAGCCAGCAGUAACAAAGAAGGCAAAAGUAACAACAGCCUCACAUAAAGAAGAGAAAGCUGUAAAAGAAGUGAAGCCCAAAGCAGAGGUCAAGAAGAAGGCUCCACCAACACCGAAAGCCAAUCAAACCAUUAAAGAAGUUGUGGGAACACCUGUUCCAGAUGAGAAGAAAACAACUAAGGAAACCCAAGACAAACCAGCUGAGGCACCAGCACCAGCAAAAGAUCUGAAAGCGGAGGAAAAUGUCACAGAGGGGAAAAAGCCAGGCAAGAUACCAUACUUCCAGUGUGUUUUAAUGAGUUCUAAAUCCAGCCAAUAUCCACUGCGGCCCAUGUCCCCAGCUAUGAGUCCAGCUAUUAACCCCACCAUGAUGAGAGCCAUGAUGGAGCAGAGGGCUGCGUUACUGCUGCAGAAAGCCCGUGCAGAUGGCCAGUAACUGGACGACAGACCCCGUCCGGCCCUGCCAGGUGCAAACUGCUUAUGAACUUCUGUAAAAACACAGUGCUGCUAGGCUCUCAAGAGCUGUCCACCUUAACCA